This is a messenger RNA of Saxophila tyrrhenica, 402 nucleotides long. RefSeq lists its product as uncharacterized. The coding region runs from base 1 to 402 and encodes 133 amino acids. The transcript has 2 exons. Lineage: Eukaryota; Fungi; Ascomycota; Dothideomycetes; Mycosphaerellales; Extremaceae. The record is from RefSeq and is a predicted model, not a curated record.
AUGUCGCAAGCACGACCGUCCAAGCCAUCUAAAGACUCUCUCGCUACCGAGCUGGCGUCUGAAAUACGGGCGGCUCACAACAACGAGACCUUGUCAGCUCUGAUGAGCAACGCCUUCGAUUCGAUCGACCAGUACACCCUCGUGCUCGUCAGCAUCGCAGGAGCACUAGCCAUCAUCGGCGUGAGAGCCUUUCCCGACCUACGAAGUCAACAGCCAUGGGGAUGCGUGAUAUCGGCGAUAGGACUACCGGCGGUUGGAUUCCUUGCAGUCCAACACGGUUCGGGCGUUGUUCUAGGGGGGUUUAUCCUAUGGGCCGCAUUGGCAGCUUUGAUAACGAACUCACCUACAAUCUGGGGAGGAUCGGCUGCCACUCCUACCGCGACGUCUGACAUCAAGGACUAG